AUGGACUUCACAGCUGUGCUGUCUCGCUUUCUGUCUCUCUACAUCAUGUCCUUCCUCAGUCCUCGAGACAUCUGCUCUGCAGCACAGCACCAGAGGAGCUACAGGAUAGAUGGAGAGAACACAAGACAAACUCGGACAGAAGUAUUUUUGUUAUUAUUAUUGCAUGAGACCCUCCUUCUGAACUAGUGCAGACAGGCUGAAUAAGGCUGUAAGGAUCUGAGGAAACAGCUGGGGCCACAGCUGCACUUCAUGUGUCAAGAGAUCAGAGCAAGUCAGCAAACCCUGGGUCUGUUCCUCUGGGAUCAUAUAAAGAUGCCUGAUGUCAUUUCUCUUAAAACAGAGGUCAUGCAGUGUUUGGUUCAUGACAUUAUCACACUUCAUAAUACUAAAUCUGAUUCACUGUUUUUACGGUCAUGCUGUAGUACGAUCCCUUACACUACUUGGGAAAACUUUCUGCUGAAGUCAUCAGUCAACAGUGGUUUGAAGAACAAUGACCCACUGUUUCCUUCAGAAAGUGCUUCCUUUAACGACCUCAGUCCAGAAUCUCCAAAGGGCUUGUUGAGUGAUGCAGAUAGACACUGUGCUUUGUGCAAAGAGCUUUUAAAUAAUGAGAAAUCAUAUGUGAGACAACAUCAAGCAUGGCCACAGUACACACCUCUUAAUAAAUAAUUUUGAAUAAAGUCAAAGUUGAUAUCAUAAUGAAGAGAGUUUCAUUUGGAAGAAA
Carassius gibelio (silver crucian carp) is the source of this 724-nucleotide messenger RNA. RefSeq lists its product as uncharacterized. NCBI's taxonomy places the organism in Eukaryota, Metazoa, Chordata, Actinopteri, Cypriniformes, Cyprinidae. The record is from RefSeq and is a predicted model, not a curated record.